Molecule: messenger RNA, 6519 nt
Organism: Uranotaenia lowii
Lineage: Eukaryota; Metazoa; Arthropoda; Insecta; Diptera; Culicidae
Gene: S6kII
Product: ribosomal protein S6 kinase 2 beta
Exons: 9
Coding region: 1041-3587 (848 amino acids)
Biological process (GO): intracellular signal transduction; protein phosphorylation
Molecular function (GO): magnesium ion binding; ribosomal protein S6 kinase activity; ATP binding
Source: RefSeq, a predicted model, not a curated record
UCGCAGUCGGAGUCAAGUCAGUCCAUUUCGCAGCGUAGAGUCUAUCGGAUCGGUAUUUUAAUGGGUGGUUUUUGUGCAUCAAGUCAAGUGGGAAUCGUCAUCACCAGCAGCAGCAGCAACAUUUGCAUAUAGACAUCCGUGAGGGACUAGCUGAAGUAGGUAGUUAUCGGAAGAACAUCAGCGAAAAACCAUAAUUCCACUGUACACAAUUGGAUGCCUGGUGGAGUGAAGCAGAAAAAAGGGAAAUAAAUAAACGUGUGUGUUGUGUAGUAGUGCGCAAAUGUUUUCGGGGAGAAAUUCAUUUUUUAAUUCCCUGGUUUGAAGGUGGUUCCGAUAGAGGCGGAUUGUAUGGUAACAGCGGGUAACCAGAUUUCAGAGCAGAUUUGCGAGAUUUGAUAUUUGCACAAUCCAUUGACAGGACGCCGCUAGUGAAUCGGGGUGCCCGAGUGCCACUUACAAAAAAGAAGAAAAGAAAGUGUGAUCGGCGCUGCGGCAGUGCUGGAAUCUUCUUUUGAGGUUUUUUUUUGUUUUCCCCCGUUUAUGUAGAUAGGAUAGUGAAUAGUUGUUGAUUUUUGCAUCUGGAAACAACAAAACUCCCAAGGGCAACUGAGGUGAAAAUCCUUGGCCGUGUAUGUCCUUCAGUUUUUGGAUCUGGGCACCACCAGCACGGUAGGAAAUAGUCCCAGCCCAAGUGUGUGUCAACUUAUUACCCGUGGUUGUGUUCCUCCCGCUUAUCUAACAUCAGUCAGUGUCAGUGCAGCAGAGAGUGGUGGGGCCGCGCCACUUCCGGUUAAUGACAAGUGGUUUCCUUUUGAUAAAUGAGUAAAAGCAUCAUCGUCGGAAGAGAGACAACUUCUGUUCACCAUCAUUAUCGGUCUCUGUCCCUUGGGGUUGCUCGGUAGGAACUGCAUUAACAAUAGCAGCAGCAGCACCAGCAACAGCCCAACAGCAUUAGGAACCACACCAGCGAAGAACCAUCACCAUUCCCAGCAAAAAUUGUCUACUACGUCUAGAAUGCCAUUAGCCAAUUCGGUGGAUCCAUGGAGAGAGAAAAUCCCGCACAACAUCGUCGGUAUCGAGCGCACGGCGUGUCUAACUCGAUUUCAGGUCUCCGGAUAGUUUCUUCAUCGUCCCAGGAUAAUGCCGAGAUGGUCGUCGACGAGGGCUACGAGGUGUUGCUCAGCCAGCAGGCUCCCCAGCUUGACCCGGCCGGGCAGUUGGCCAGCACCAAUCAUCACCACCUGCACCUGCCCCAGAACCUGCAUCAGCUGCAUCAUCACCACCAUCAGCUGCUUCCGGAUGAUCACCACAACCAGUGCCACCCGAUGGAGGGGGACGGGGAAGCCAUGGAUCUGGACGCAUCCGGGGAUGCUUCCGGAAUGAAAUCGGGCGAUGAGCAGGAGUUCGACAUCCGGGAUGUGGUCCGCGAGGGUCACGACAAAGCUGACCCCUCACAGUUCGAAUUGCUCAAGGUACUCGGCGAGGGUUCCUUCGGAAAAGUAUUUUUAGUUAGGAAAAUCGUUGGAAAGGAUGCGGGUACUAUGUAUGCCAUGAAAGUAUUAAAGAAAGCCACCCUCAAAGUGAAGGAUCGAGUUCGGAGUACCAACGAGCGAAACAUUCUGGCUGACGUUGGUCAUGCAUUUAUUGUGAAGCUGCACUAUGCCUUCCAGACGCCCGGAAAGCUGUAUCUGAUACUGGACUUCCUGCGGGGCGGGGAUUUGUUCACCCGGCUCAGUAAGGAGGUGAUGUUUACCGAGGAGGACGUCAAGUUCUACCUGGCCGAGCUGGCGUUGGCGUUGAACCAUCUGCACAGUCUCGGCAUCAUCUAUAGGGACCUGAAGCCGGAGAAUAUUUUGUUGGAUCAGGACGGACACAUAGCUUUAACCGAUUUCGGACUCUCGAAGCAACCCCUGGACGGAUCCAAAACGUACAGUUUCUGCGGCACCGUCGAGUACAUGGCCCCCGAGGUCGUCAACCGAAAGGGCCACACCUUCGCCGCAGAUUGGUGGUCCUUUGGGGUUCUAAUGUUUGAGAUGCUGACGGGCAACCUUCCCUUCCACGGUAGCAAUCGUAACGAUACGAUGAACCAGAUCCUGAAAACCAAACUUGGGAUGCCAGAAAAUCUGAGCCCGGAGGCUCAGAGUUUGUUGCGGGCCCUGUUCAAACGCAAUCCCCAGAAUCGGUUGGGGGUUGGCCCAAACGGUAUCGACGACAUCAAGCGGCACGAGUUCUUCUCUAACGUCGAUUGGGAUGCGUUCGAGCGGAAGGAGGUGCGACCCCCCUUCAUUCCGGCCGUUUCCCGCGACGAUGCGUUUUACUUUGACACGGAGUACACCAACAAAUCGCCCAAGUAUAUAGAUUCCCCCGGUGGUCCUGUUAGUGCGAGUGCCCAUGAGAUCUUCCGCGGAUUCAGUUUUAUAGCGCCCUGUUUGCUGGACGACAUUCAGAAUCAGAUGGGUCCCAGGGCACCGUUUACGAACGAAAUUCCUGGUGUCAAACCGGUCGCCUUUGCCGAUGAGUACGCAAUGAUGCAGGAGCUGGGUCGGGGAACGUUUUCCGUUUGUCGGUUGUGUGAGAAUCGUACCACCAAGAAGCAUUACGCCGUUAAGAUUAUCGACAAAUCCGGUCACGAUUGUCGAGAGGAAGUGGAAAUUCUACUGCGAUACGGCAAUCAUCCGAACAUCGUGUCUCUGUUCAGUGUCCACGAGGACCCCACUUAUGUGUACCUGGUAAUGGAGUUGCUAAAGGGAGGGGAGCUGCUGGAUCGAAUCUUGUCCAUCCAAUACAUGUCGGAGGUUGAGGCCAGUGCGGUCCUGAAAACGGUCGUAUCGGCCGUUGCUUAUCUGCAUGAGCAUGGGGUCGUCCACAGGGACCUGAAGCCCUCGAAUCUGUUGUACGCAUCCGCCAAUCAUACUCCGGAAUCGCUGAAACUGUGCGAUCUCGGAUUUGCCAAGCAGCUUCGGGCUGACAACGGUUUGCUCAUGACCCCAUGCUAUACGGCCAACUUUGUAGCGCCCGAAGUGCUUAAGAAGCAAGGUUACGAUCUAGCGUGUGACAUUUGGUCCCUCGGGGUGCUGCUGUACAUAAUGCUUGAUGGUAAAACUCCUUUCGCAAGCACUCCGAACGAUUCUCCGGAUAUGAUUCUGGCCCGGAUAGGAUCCGGGAAGGUCGAUCUGGAAACAGGGAAAUGGCCCAACAUCAGCGAGGAGGUCAAGGAACUGCUCCGGCAGAUGCUCCACAUUGUGCCACAGCGACGUCCAACGGCGGCCCAGAUCCUACGGCAUCCGUGGCUGUCCCGGUCCCGGUUGUUGUACAACCAGCCGGGCAUGAUGCAUCCCUAUCAGCAGCAACAGCAACAUCUGCAUUCGACAACGCAGUCCACCAUGACGAUGGCCACCGGAAUGAUGGCCAAUGCGACGGCUGCCCUCACUGGGGGAGAUUGUACCCCGGCCGAGAAUCCGGAAGCCAUCAAGGGAGCCGUUCACGCCACCUUCCGUGCCAUUUCAUCGCCGCAGGCCGCCAACCUCGGGCCGGUAGGGAUGUCCGAUCUGGCCCGGAGACGGAAAGACAAACUGAAUAACUCGUAAUGUGGGCCCUUCAUCUUUCCAAGUGUACUUGGACUUGUUUGGCAAAAGUUGUAGAUGACCCUACUACAAUUUGUGUACGGUGUGUGUGUAUAUGAAACAAAAUUUGUGUAUUUAUUGUCCCAAAAGUGGUCAGCCGAGAAGCGACUACCAGCAGUUAUUGGAACCUUCCGAGGCGUUGUUAUUAUUUUUGCCGAGGAUGAUGAUUCCGGAAAGGAAGGAGGUAACUUGUAAGUGAGUACAAAAAAACUAUUUAGAUUCCGGGGACACUUCUAAUGCUUCCAAUCCUAUAUAUGCGGCCGGAGCCGAAAUGAUACCGGAGUAGUAGAUCCAAACUAGCAAACAAGCGUGUGGAAGACAGUUUUACGAUCUAACAACAACAAUAACUACUACAAUGAUGUAUGUUGUUGGAAGCAAACUAAAGUAGUUUCGGGUAAUAACAUUAUCUGUGCUGUAGCGCGCAGAACACUUAGCGAGGGAAUUUCCCCUUGUUUCCGUAGUUUGCAACUUAACAAUUGGUUUUUAAAGAGUGUUUUUUCUAUGUGUAUUUGUGUCCUGUUGCCAUUGCAUCGUGAAACUAGUAAAAAGAUUUUAUUAUAUGUUAACAUUUUACUUCAAUGCAUUUAUUUUUAUUUUAAAUGAGGGCGAACAAAAACACAAAACUUUUCGAACGAGUAGGUACUUGAAAAUGUUAUUUUUUUCUGUUUUAAAUUUUAUCUCAUUUUAAUCUCCAAAAAAAUAUAUGAUCGAUAAAAAUUUUCCAAAUUCAAAUUUUUCCAAAAUCAGUUUUGGAAAUAUAUGCAACAAAAGUGCUGUUUUCUUUGGUUCUUCUUCAAUUUGAUUAAAUAUAUUAUAUUUGGUCAAAUUUGGCAUUAGAUUUGGUUUGAAGUUUAAUGAUUUUUAAUUAAAUUCACCAAUCAAAUUCAUGCAAAAAUCGUUUCGGAAUUCAUCUGCCGAAACAGUUCUGUAUACUUAUUAAUGAUCGAGAAACCCUGCAUACACUUUUCUUUAUUUCGGACUUUGGUUUCAACAUCAAUCGAAAAGUUGUAACAUUUUACCAAAUGCUAAUUUGUAGAAAAGAAGUUUUUUCUUGGUGAAUUUUGCCUAAUUAGUAAAUAUGCUAACGGUCUUCAAUUUUUGGAAAUAUUCUUAUAUUUAGAUUGUAUUCUGUUAUGUUUGGAAUUUUUAAAAUAACACAUACUUUCAAGUAGUAUAAUAGUGCGUUUUAUUUUCCCGUUCUUGGGUAUUUUUCAUGUUUGAAUUUUAUUUGGCUCUUGUUCUUGCACAAAAUUUGAAAGCAAAAAAAUCGAAAGAAAAACCAGUGCAAAAAAUCAUAUAACUUAUCAAGUGAAAAAAAUAAAACGCACAAAAAGCGUUGCCAAGUGCAUCAAGUUCCAGGAUUGUGAAAAAGGUUGAAUAUUGAGAAACAAACAAAACUGAUCCAUAGUAGGGAAAAAUAAGACCUGUCGAACUUAUUUCGUAUAACAGCCAAUAUCUUUGCGUCUAAAAUUAAAAGAAAAUUUAAAAACCAAAACAGCACUCCAAGUCUAUUACCAUCAUGUCACCAUCUACCGCCCAGACACCAUUUACCGCCCAAAAUCACCCUUUUGUUUGUAUUUUGAAAAAACUGGGAUGUUUUCUCCAAAAAUAAGACCUGUGUUCUGUGUCGGCAUCAUUGUUCGAUCAUUUCACUGAAAAAACAUCACUUAAUUAUGCCAACUAUAGCCAUAAAUUAAAUGUUUAGUUUUUGGUUUCCGGUCAAAUUGUUGAAUUCGACGCCUGUUAGCGAACUAAGCAUUACUGUACUCCUAGGGCAAAAAGGGUUUUUGUUUUCAAGAUAGUACUUAUUUGACCUAAAAUCGACUUGAAACGAUAGUUUUAUUUUCGUAGAAUAGAUUUGCAUCGAAAAAUUUCCGAUUUUUUCAAUAGUUGUUGUUUUUGGAAGCGAUUAGUGAUGGGCGGUAAUUGGUGUUUAAAAAAAAGUGUGGGUUCCUAAUGACCGGUCACGCACAAUUUCUUUGUUUUUAGCGCAUGUAUUGUAUCAAAUGUGUAAAUUAUAAGAAGAAUUUAGUUCGAUUAUGUUAGAAAAUGAUGUUUUAUCGCUGAAAGUAACCGGUUACUUGAGGCUGUUUGCCUGGAAUCAUCAUUUUGUCAGUCAACGCACUUUGUUACAAUUUGUCAAAAAUUUGCGGGAAAAAUUUCACAAAAUGUAUUCUCUCAUGUUCCUCAAAAUGCUUUUGACAGCUCGUUAUAUGGAAAAUACUAAAAAGAACAGUUUCCGUGUUGUUAGAUAGUUUUUCCUUAAGAAAACCUUAUUGAUACCCAAAAAGUCGAGUGGGCGGUAAUAGGGCCAGUUGAACACCUCAACAUUUAGUUAAUUAUUUUGAAAAGCGCACAUUUUUCGCAUUCCACUAAAUUUUUAAUUGAAAGUAUAGCAGUUUUGAGAUGUAUUGGAAAAGAAAGCGAAUAAAAAUCUGCCGUCGUUUUUUUAUUACACAUGUUUGAAGUUGAAAAACCGCUUAACUGGGCGGUAGAUGGUGACAUGAUGGUAUUUGAAUAAUCCUAUCAACGAAAACCAAGUGAAAAUAUGUAAACAUGCGCUUUUAAAUGUUCAAAUAAAUAAAAACACAGCUCUGUCGCUUCGAUUAGAAAUCAUACCAGCAGUCAGCAGUCUAAAUUUGAAAGUAUGAGAUACAAUUAGCAAGAAAAAAAACUCAAAGGAGAUAAACUAAAAAAAAACUAUGAUGUUCAAUUAUUCUUUACUCCAACGAUUUACUUCAAAAUAAGCGAGACAUAAACUCAUAAAAGCACUAUUGUUGAAAAAUACACCCACAGAAGCAUUUGUGUAUAUUUAUGAAUAUACACAUUAAGGAAACUUGGAAGAAAGGAAGCAAAACUUUAACUAAAACACUAUUACACUUAAAAAAAAAAAACA